Messenger RNA from Gasterosteus aculeatus aculeatus (three-spined stickleback), 1659 nucleotides. It is a transcript of the gene ass1, whose product is annotated as argininosuccinate synthase 1. Lineage: Eukaryota; Metazoa; Chordata; Actinopteri; Perciformes; Gasterosteidae. Gene Ontology annotation, molecular function: ATP binding; argininosuccinate synthase activity. Gene Ontology annotation, cellular component: cytoplasm. The record is from RefSeq and is a predicted model, not a curated record. Gene Ontology annotation, biological process: L-arginine biosynthetic process; urea cycle.
CCCUCGGCAUGAUGCAAUGUGCAUUGGACCAAUCAAAACGAAGCCAUCUAUGAAUUAAACACGCUGCGCUCGCCAGUCCGUCAGACAGCGACAAACCGCCUCCUUAUCUCACAUAAAUCACUCUUUGCUUCUCCACCUGUUGACUCAUCAUGUCUAAAGGUACGGUGGUUCUGGCCUACAGCGGGGGACUGGACACGUCCUGUAUUCUGGUCUGGCUGAAGGAACAGGGCUACGAUGUGAUCGCCUUCUUGGCCAACAUUGGACAGGAGGAAGAUUUUGAAGCUGCCAAGAAAAAGGCAGUAGAUCUUGGCGCAAAGAAGGUUUUUAUUGAAGACCUGCGUUCCGAGUUCGUGGAGGACUUCAUCUGGCCCGCGGUUCAGGCCAACGCCGUCUAUGAGGACCGGUACCUGCUGGGCACCGCCGUAGCGCGGCCCUGCAUCGGACGCCGGCAGGUGGAGAUCGCUCGCAAGGAGGGCGCCCAGUUUGUCUCCCACGGUGCCACAGGGAAGGGCAAUGACCAGAUACGCUUUGAGCUCACGUGCUAUGCCCUCUACCCUGAAGUUAAAAUCAUUGCACCGUGGAGGAUCCCUGAAUUCUAUAACCGCUUCCAGGGGAGAAAGGACCUGAUGGAAUAUGCACAGAAACGUGGCAUCCCCGUGCCGGUCACUCCGCAGGCCCCCUGGAGCAUGGACGCCAACCUCAUGCACAUAAGUUAUGAGUCCGGCAUCCUGGAAAAUCCCAAGAGCCAUGGUCCGGCUGACCUGUACCUGAUGACCAAGAACCCCGAGGAUGCUCCCAACACCCCCGAUGUCCUGGAGAUAGAGUUCACAAACGGAGUGCCUGUAAAGGUGACUAAUAUUAAGGAAGGCCAAUCCAAGGACUCACCGCUGGAAAUCUUCUCCUACCUCAAUGAGAUUGGUGGAAAGCAUGGUGUGGGCCGGAUUGACAUUGUAGAGAACCGCUCCAUUGGCAUGAAAUCCAGAGGUAUAUAUGAAACCCCGGGAGGCACGAUUCUGUUCAAGGCCCAUUUAGACAUUGAGACCUUUACCAUGGACAAAGAAGUGCGUCGGAUCAAACAGGCACUGAGCAUCAAGUUCUCCGAAUUCAUCUACAACGGAUUCUGGUACAGUCCAGAGUGCGAUUUUGUGCGUCACUGCAUAACCAAGUCCCAGGAGAACGUGCAGGGCAGAGUACAGCUGUCCGUCUUCAAGGGUCAGGUCUACAUCCUUGGACGGGAGUCGCCCAAGUCCCUUUACAACGAGGAGUUGGUCAGCAUGGACGUGCAGGGAGACUACGACCCAUGUGACGCCUCUGGAUUCAUCAGGAUCAACGCCGUCAGGCUGAGGGAACACCAUCGCUUGCAGAGCCUCGCCGAUAACAAGCAGUAACUGUCGCAGUCCUGUCAAUCCUAUUUCUUUCUUCCCUUCCCGUUGUGUCUUAAGAAGCCGCAGCAGGAUUAUUAAAUUGUGUGCCUCCGUUGCCACUGUUAGUUAUAUUUAGAGUACUCGGCACACUAUUUGGAGGGAGAAAGGUGUAUUUAGAAAUGUGGGUUGGGAUUGUAAAAGUAUGUAUUUCGUAAUAUUUUCUCAGUCUUAGCAUCUGUAGGUCUGCACAAGUAUUCCAACUGAAUUCUUUGACAGAAAUAAAAUGUGAAGUGAA